Sorghum bicolor (sorghum) is the source of this 1702-nucleotide messenger RNA. RefSeq names its product UTP--glucose-1-phosphate uridylyltransferase. Gene Ontology annotation, cellular component: cytoplasm. The record is from RefSeq and is a predicted model, not a curated record. Lineage: Eukaryota; Viridiplantae; Streptophyta; Magnoliopsida; Poales; Poaceae. Gene Ontology annotation, molecular function: UTP:glucose-1-phosphate uridylyltransferase activity. Bases 117 to 1520 code for a protein of 467 amino acids. The transcript is spliced from 21 exons. Gene Ontology annotation, biological process: glycogen metabolic process; UDP-alpha-D-glucose metabolic process.
UGCCUUAUAAUAACCGACACCUCCUCCUUCCUCCGAUCUCCGCGUCUCCCUCCUCUCUCCCCUCCCAGAUCCAUCUCCCGGUCCCGGCAUCAGACGCGCAUCUUGCAGUUGCAGUAAUGGCGGACGAGAAGCUUGCCAAGCUGCGCGAAGCCACCGCCGGCCUCACGCAGAUCAGCGAUAAUGAGAAGUCCGGCUUCCUCAGCCUCGUCGGCCGCUACCUCAGCGGCGACGAGGAGCUCAUCGAGUGGGCCAAGAUCCACACGCCCACCGACGAGGUGGUGGUGCCGUACGACACCCUGGAAUCCCCUCCUGAAGACAUUGAGGCCACCAAGAAGCUGCUCGACAAGCUCGCCGUGCUCAAGCUCAACGGCGGCCUGGGGACGACCAUGGGAUGCACCGGACCCAAAUCGGUCAUCGAAGUGCGCAACGGAUUUACUUUCCUUGACCUGAUUGUGAUCCAGAUCGAGUCACUCAACAAGAAGUAUGGCAGCAAUGUGCCGCUGCUUCUGAUGAACUCCUUCAACACCCAUGAAGACACCUUGAAAAUUGUUGAGAAAUACGCGAAUUCAAGCAUUGAAAUCCACACAUUCAAUCAGAGCCAGUACCCUCGUGUGGUAGCUGACGAGUUCUUGCCAUGGCCGUCCAAGGGAAAGACUGACAAGAAUGGCUGGUACCCUCCUGGCCAUGGUGAUAUCUUCCCAUCACUGAUGAACAGUGGAAAGCUCGAUUUACUACUCUCACAGGGAAAAGAGUAUGUGUUCAUUGCAAACUCGGAUAAUUUGGGCGCUAUUGUUGACAUGAAGAUACUGAACCAUUUGAUCCACAAGCAGAAUGAAUAUUGCAUGGAGGUCACCCCGAAAACUUUGGCUGAUGUAAAAGGUGGCACACUGAUCUCAUACGAAGGAAGAGUUCAGCUUCUGGAGAUUGCACAAGUGCCUGAUGCACAUGUGAAUGAGUUCAAAUCAAUUGAGAAAUUCAAGAUAUUCAACACCAACAAUCUGUGGGUGAACUUGAAGGCCAUCAAACGCCUUGUUGAAGCUGAUGCACUCAAGAUGGAGAUCAUUCCGAAUCCUAAGGAAGUCGAUGGUGUGAAAGUUCUUCAGCUGGAAACAGCAGCUGGUGCAGCAAUUAGGUUCUUUGACCACGCCAUUGGUAUCAACGUUCCAAGGUCCCGGUUCCUACCAGUUAAGGCAACAUCAGAUUUACAGCUAGUACAGUCUGAUCUAUAUACCUUGGUUGAUGGCUUCGUUACACGUAAUUCAGCUAGAGCAAAUCCAUCAAAUCCCUCAAUUGAACUUGGUCCUGAGUUCAAGAAGGUUGGGUGCUUCCUUAGUCGCUUCAAGUCAAUCCCUAGCAUUGUUGAGCUUGACAGCUUGAAGGUUUCUGGUGAUGUUUGGUUUGGUUCUGGCAUUGUACUGAAGGGGAAAGUGACCAUCACAGCAAAAUCUGGCGUCAAGCUAGAAAUCCCAGACGGAGCAGUGCUUGAGAACAAGGAUAUCAAUGGCCCUGAGGACCUUUAGAUGGGAAUCAUCAAGGAAGCUCACUUCACCAAGUGGCGGAUCAUUUUUUGCAUUUUUUUCCUGUAUAUUCAAACAGGCUCCAUGACACUAUGGAGAAUAUUCAUUGCCCAGUUUUGCUUCAACAUAAUCAAGAAAUAUUACAUGUAUUUUACUUCUUUGAGGGAAAUAUUUUACACACUUUA